ACAAUGGUGUUUCAAAGCCAUCACGUCCUCGGCCGAGAGGCCGCUCAAAUCAUCGAAGAGCUGACGAAGGCCACCGAAGACCGCAGGUCGGAGCUUGUUCACGGGUUGAUUGAAGCUCAGUGCAAGAAGCACCCGGAACGCAUUGCCAUCCAGUUCGAGGAUACAUCGCAGCUCACUUAUGAGCAACUCAACGAGGUGGCCAAUGCCGUGGCGAGGCAACUAGUUUGCGGUCGCGGCGCAAUCAUACCAAUCCUGACCCAGAGAUCCAUCCACAUGGUCAUUGCUCUUCUGGCAGUCAUGAAGACAGGUUCCGCCUACGUACUGCUCUCUCCUGAUGCCCCGGUCUUUCGAAACCGCUUUAUUGUAGACGACGUCAAAGCCCCUUUCGUGCUGGUGGACGACACGACGCGUGGGAUCCUUGGCCAUUCCACCGAGAUCCUGGUCGAAACCAUGGUCUCCGCAGCAGCGGAGGCACCGCUGAAGCAUUUCAGGAACCUCAACCUGUACCAAAGCCCUUCAGACGUUGCUUAUGUUAUCUACACCUCGGGCACAACCGGACAACCCAAAGGCGUGCUGUUGUCUCAUUCUGCAGCCACUACGGGCAUUACUGCCAUGCCAAUUUCCAGUUUCACAGAGCCUACCCGUCAGUUGCUCUGUCAUUCUCCCAGCUUCAGUGCCGCGCAGCGCAGUAUUCUGGGCUGCCUCUGCCGCGGAAACACUUUGUGCUUGGCAAGCAAGGACAAUAUUACCGUGGGCCUUUUCGAAACCAUCCUUCGCAUGAAUAUUGGCUCCCUGGAAAUCACACCAAGCAUAUUAAGGCUGUAUGCCCCAGACAUGCUUCCGAAGAGCGUCAAAAAGAUCAUCCUCGGAGGCGAGCCAGUCGGACCUGCUAUUGUCGAAGCGUGGGCGAGCAAGGUUGAGCUUAUCAGUGCCUAUGGGCUCAGUGAAUGUACUCAGCUGAACAUGAGAUACCAUCUCACCCCCGGAAGCUCGCCUUCGCUUCUCAGCAUGCCGACCGACAGCACAACUUGCUAUGUCUUGACUCCCAACUCCAUCAGCCCUGUCCCGGCAAAUGUCCCCGGCGAGCUGUGUCUUGGGGGAAACCAGCUGGCUAAAGGAUAUCUCAACCUGGAGGCAAAGACCCUUAAAGCUUUCAUUAAGAAUCCCUUCGGGUCAGGCCGACUAUACCGCACAGGCGACAUGGUGGUAUUUCGAGACGACGGGUCGAUGGAGCUCAUCGGACGCAUUGAUCAACAGACCAAGAUCAACGGCCAGCGCGUUGAGCCAAACGAGUCUAACUUUUACAUUCAGCUCCAGCAGGGCGUCGUACAGUCGUGCGUGGUAUCAGCCGACGUGCUGGGCCGAAACGCUCUGGUUGCACUGAUUGUCUCGGACCAGAGUAAUGCCUGGCCUUCUCUCGUGCACGACAUUCGCACCGCGCUCCGCGGGCACAUUCCUUCAUACGCAAUUCCCAGUUACUGGGUCGAGCAGGACGAGCUGCCGCUGACACCUACCGGGAAGGUGGACAUUGCUAGUCUGGUCCGGAGCGUCCAAUCGCUAAGUGAAAAGGAGCUGAUUACACCUACGUCUUCCGUGGGCUCGACUCCGUCUUCUUGGGCAGCAGCAGCUGAUAUGUUCGAAUUCAAGCUCUUGGAAGCCGUUGCAGCAGCUCUUUCGCUCAGUCAAGCCUCUGUCGAUAUGAACGCGUCAUUCCAAGAACUCGGAGGCUCCUCUUUGGACGCAAUCAUCCUAGCCACCAAGUUGAGAGCCAUGGGCAUGAACGCCUCAGUUCCAGACAUCUUGCAAGCCGAGUCACUGCACCAGAUAAGCUCUGAGCAGCAGACUGUAGUCCAAGAGGAAAUCCCUGCUCCGUUCUCCUUACUCCCGGAGGGAGCUUCUUCAAGUCUCCCUGAAGGGCUUGAGGAUGCGUAUCCUGUCACUCCGCUACAAGAAGGCCUGAUUACAGACACUAUCAUGGGGAACGCCAAUUAUGUGUACCGUAGGGUGUACCAGAUCCAGGGCGUCACACCGGCCCAGGUACGUAGCGCUCUGGAGGUCGUCAUUGCCCAAAACACUAUCUUUCGGACGACCUUCAGUUCUUUCAAACGCGGCUUCGUACAACAUGUGCACCCGAAGGUUGACCUUCCGUGGACGACGGUCAAUGGAGUUGGCUUGGAACGCGCUCUUCAGAACAUGGCAGAGCAAGCCCUAGACCUGGACGGACCGCUUGUUCGGGCAGCGGUGCUAGAUAACGAACUGCUCGUGCUUGAAAUGCACCACGCCUUGUUUGAUUUCUGGUCCAGCCAGUUCCUUGUCACGGAUGCUAUAGCGGUUAUAAGAGGUGAACAGCCUGCCGUACGACCGCCCUUCAGCGCAUACGUCGCUUUUGUCAAGAGACACGAGAACAAGUCUGGAGCGCAGGAUUUCUGGCAGACGUACCUCGACUCAAGCCCAGGCGCUAUUCUGAACCUUCCUGCGUCGGACUCAGGCCCUUUUGUGCUGAGAGCAGGUUUUGGUGAUGCAUUGCAGCGCUUGAGCAAAGCGGCAGCCGUCACCCUGGCCACUGCCGUCCACGCAGCGUGGGCCAUGACUCUGGCCAAGUACUUAGAGUCGGAAGACGUCACGUUCCUAUCAGCAUUCUCUGGUCGCGAUGCCAACGUUGACGGUAUUCUUUCUCUGAAUGGUCCGACGCUGUGUAACGUCCCCAUCCGGAUAGCGGUGCCCAGAUCUACGACUUUCACAAAACAUGCGAAGCUCACGCAGAACAACUUGUGGAAUCUGUCACGUUACGCGCAUUCAGGGCUCCGAGCUGCUCUGUCCGUAGCAUCUCUCAAGCCGGAUUUUGCCAAUACCAUGGUGAACGUAUUGACAGCCACCCAUGUUCCCGUCAAAGACGGACCGCUCGUGCCGCUGAACGCGGAAACAGAGAACUUUACACAGUACAUAACACUGGAAUUGAACGAAGUUGAUCCGACUCGUGUCAAACUUCUUGUUCCAGCUUCUGUGGAUCGUGCCAGCGCUGCAGGUAUUCUGCAAACAUUCGCGGCUACGGUUCAGAAUGCAGCCGUAAAUCCAGAUGCAUUUAUAGGCGAAUUGCAGGAUCUUGAGCCUGCGCCUUUAUUCGGCCUCUCCCAUGCUGCUUUUGAAGAGCACGCCGCCACCAAUCCUCUAAAGAUCGCUAUUAUCGAGAGCAACGGGAAACACUGGACCUACGAAGAGCUAAAUUGCAAGGCCAACAAUUUUGCCAGGGCCCUUAUACAGCAAGGAGCCAAGCACGGAGAAAUAAUUCCGCUUUACAUGGACAAGUCGGCAUACACGCUUGUAGCAAUUCUCGGCAUCAUGAAAGCGGGUGCAGCAUUCACGCCCCUCGACCCACAGAAUCCACGCGACAGAAACUCAUUCAUCAUAAAAGAUGUGGACGCAGUCCGCAUCGUGACGGAUGCCCGCAACUGCCACGCGUGCAGCUUCUUCGGCCUGAAUAUCAUAGUUAUGGAAGAGACGGCCCUUGAUAAUGGUGGAGGGCAGCUUGUCGCAGUCCCGGAACUGACCCCUGACAGUACCGCAUACGCUAUAUUCACUUCGGGCUCGACCGGGCUGCCAAAGGGCGUCCUGGUUUCACACCGCUCUGUGACGGCUUCUACCGAAGGCAUGAUCGAAGCGACCGGAGUAACUGGGGAAUGGGUAUCUCUCUGGGCUCUGAACUACGUGUUCGAUGCGUCGUAUUACGACGUGUUCACCAUACUCUCCACAGGUGCUACCCUCUGCGUAGCCUCGCAAGAUGACAUUCUUUCCGAUCUGGCAGGCCAGAUCAACCAGAUGAAUGUCGAGCAAGUCAUGCUCACACCGACUAUUGUAAAGCUCAUCAGUGGAGGUGCAGCCGAGGUCCCGCGCUUGAAGGUUCUGAAUGUCUGCGGAGAGAAGAUUGACACGAACAUACUUGAAUGGGCUAAGCACUUAACUGUGUACAACGGGUAUGGCCCCACCGAAGCCACCAUCUUGAUGACUGUGUCGCAAGUCAUGCCCGACGGAGAUUUGAACAGCAUCGGACUACCACUAAAACACGCCACUGCCGUUAUUCUGCCUUCCAGUGGAGAAAGCCUAGAGAGGGUCCCCGAUGGACAGAUUGGCGAGUUGUGUGUGCGUGGGCCGCAUUUGGCGAAAGGGUACUUGAACCGGGCAGAACAAACUCGUUCUGUCUUCAUCCGCGACUUUGAUGGAGAGAUGCUUUACAGGACUGGCGAUAUUGCGCGGUGGGCAGAAGACGGAACGUUGAUUUGCCUCGGCCGAAAGGAUUAUCAGGUCAAGCUCAACGGUUUCCGCAUUGAGCUCGGUGAGAUCGAGAAUGCCAUCCUCCAUACAGGUUGUGUAGAUGCUGCUAUUGUCUCGGUGGCAGAAAUCAGGGGCAAAAGACAACUGGUGGCUUUCUGCAUCUUCAAAGGGGACCAUGAUCCCGAUAGGCAGAGCCUGAUUCCGCCGGAAAACAGGCUACAGACCUUCAACGAAGUCAUGGAGAAUCUAACGACGAUAUCUCACUAUAUGAUACCGUCUGUGUUCCUGCCUUUCGCAUCCUUUCCAACACUCUCAUCCGGAAAGGCAAACAGAAAAAAGCUUAUUGCGAUAGCCGAGGGGAUGCCAAAAAACGAGCUUGCCCGAUACUCUCUGCAAACUGAGAACACAAAAUCUUUUCAACCGGUGUCGACAACCGAAGAGCGCAUCUUACAGGAAGCCUGGAUGGUAGUUCUAGACCAACCAUCCGACUCCAUCGGAGCUCACUCAUCAUUCCUUGCCAUGGGUGGAGACUCGAUUGCCGCUAUCAACGUCGCAGCCGAAUGUCGACGGAGGUCAUACAAAAUAGCGGUCUCUCAAGUGCUAGCAUGUCCAACGCUAGGCGAACAAGCAAAGCACGUGGAGUGGAUUACCCAAAAGAAGGAAACCGCUAGACUCGGAUACACUAUUCCGGAGGCGGUUCUGUCGGCUGUACAAGAGGCCGGCUGUGAGGACAGUAUCGAGGACAUCUAUCCUUGCGGACCAGGACAAACCGAGUUCCUCACUCAGGGACACAAGAAGCACCAGUUCUGGAACUUGACUGCAUGCCGGGAACUCCCAAGCGACUUUGACCUCGGCUUAUGGAGAGAGGUUACUACGCAACUAACAGCUCGAAACCAAAUCCUCCGAACGUUCUAUUGCCUCGCCGACGAACACGAUGUUUCUUCGUGGUAUCAGGUCGUACUCAAAGAUCCGAUGCUUAACUGGGAGGAGAGACCAUACGAAUCAGAGUCUGAGAAGGCACGACUGAUGGAAGAACUCAGAGACAGCGAGUUUGAACUCGGCAAAGCCCACGUGAAGUACCGUGUGCUUCACUCAAUCACGGAUGGCUCCCGCACCCUCUGCAUCAAGCUUGAUCACGCAAGCUACGACGGCACGCUGCUCCGAAUCUUUCACGACCAGUUCAGCACUAUAGUUCGUGCUGAUAGUGAGUUACCUGCUCUCCGUCCGUUUAAAGACUUCGUCGACUGGACUUUUUCGGGAAGCCGGAGCUCCGACCUCGAAUACUGGCAGGAAAAACUCUCACCGCACACUCCGGCCGAUCACAUGUUUCCUGUCCACCCUGCAACCGACCGCCUCCGAUUCAGCCCCCUGCACGCUGACGUAGAUGGUAUCGCUAGCAAGUUCGGCGUUACAGCCUCUACUGUCUUGCAAGCAGUAUACGCCAUCGUUGCCGGCCAGCUCAUGCGCUCUCGGGACGUCGUCAUUGACAAUUUAAUCACGGGCCGGAAUGCCGACGUUGAGGACCCUCAGCUACUCAACGGCACGUGUGCCAAUUUCUUACCGCUACGCACACUUCUUCCGGCGAGCGAUAGCCCCUGUGUGAGUGUGGCGGCCUUCUUGGCUGACACCCAGGCUUCCUUCUGGGAGGCCUCCGAGCAUGGCAGAGUUGGCCUAGGUGAUAUCUACAAUCACAUGGGGCGCGACCGUCUUGUGCAUGCGGCUAAGCUACUGUUCUGCUUUCAACCCUUUGAUCCGACCCCAGCAGGUUCCAAGCCGAACCCCAUGAACUGGCUCGUUAUGGCUCAAAGCAAGGUAUUUAUGGUUGUCAAUUAUGCUCUCAUGGUCGAGGUGCAGAGGACACUUGAUGGCUACCGCCUCAAGCUACAGUGGGAUAGUAGCGGAUUGAGUGAUGAGCAACUAAGUCUCAUUGUCGGGCAUUUUAACCGCAUCUUGGAAGAACUUCUGCGCGGGGAC
Messenger RNA from Aplosporella prunicola CBS 121167, 6243 nucleotides. RefSeq lists its product as uncharacterized. Gene Ontology annotation, biological process: amino acid activation for nonribosomal peptide biosynthetic process; secondary metabolite biosynthetic process. The record is from RefSeq and is a predicted model, not a curated record. Lineage: Eukaryota; Fungi; Ascomycota; Dothideomycetes; Botryosphaeriales; Aplosporellaceae. The annotation marks the transcript as partial. Gene Ontology annotation, molecular function: phosphopantetheine binding; catalytic activity. Gene Ontology annotation, cellular component: cytoplasm. The transcript has 7 exons.